This is a messenger RNA of Heterobilharzia americana, 906 nucleotides long. Lineage: Eukaryota; Metazoa; Platyhelminthes; Trematoda; Strigeidida; Schistosomatidae. The record is from the annotation of a GenBank genome assembly.
AUGAACUACAAGGAUGUUCCAAGUACCAGUUCAGAGACACUAAAUGAGAAUAUACUCAGUUGUUGUGAAUAUAUACAGAAAACGUUACCACCGUUAAAAAGAAUGAAAAAAGAUUUUUCUAAUCUAACACCAGAACGUAUUGCUAUGCUGGAAAUUUAUCGAACUAAACAAGCAGAAAACUAUGCAUUGGAUCAACAAAGUAUGAAUAUUCUCUUAGAAACGAAUAAAGUUUAUGGUGCCAUGAUGGAUCAUAUACAACCAGAGAUUUGGCAGACUGGCUUAGAAGACUGUAUGCAUUUUUAUACAAAUCGGUGGAAAGAGUGGGUAAGCUACCGUCUUGGCCAUGAUGAUCAUGAUCGAAAUUCAGUCCGAAUGUAUAACACUCGUUUCACCCUACCGAUGGAGUUGAAAGAUUUGCAAGGAUUGAGUUCAAUGGAUUAUUGUCUUAGAUAUUGCAUUCUCUCUACUCGCCGUACUGGUCUCUAUCAAAGAAUCUUUUCUAAAAUGAAAGAUAAUCACCAACAGACAUUAAAUCUAAGCAUUCUCAUGGAAUCGAUCAAAAGUCUCCUUGGAGGUACUUUAACUUCAGAACAAGCCGAUGAACUAGCUUCCUUGUUUGAAUUAACUCCUGAAAGUAGGACACUCACGAUGAACGAAUUCUAUGUACUAUGCGCGGUCGCUGAAAGAUUGUAUUACCAAAAGAAUUUGCAUUCGCUAACUGAAGAAACACAACAAAUGUUACGAAGUCCCAUAGAAACUGCAGAUUUCUAUAAACUAAAAUCAAGAAUUAACGGAGUGAAUAUAAAGCCAUCGCUCUUACGGCUACUGGAAAAGAUUUCAAAGCAAGAACCUUUCAUUUUUCCGAAGAUUACAAUCAGCGAAGACAAACCUGGAGGUUCUGACUAA